Solea senegalensis (Senegalese sole) is the source of this 2319-nucleotide messenger RNA. It is a transcript of the gene tmem205, whose product is annotated as transmembrane protein 205. The record is from RefSeq and is a predicted model, not a curated record. Lineage: Eukaryota; Metazoa; Chordata; Actinopteri; Pleuronectiformes; Soleidae. The transcript is spliced from 4 exons. The coding region runs from base 132 to 698 and encodes 188 amino acids.
GCUUAUGGACAUCAUAACAACAUGACCGAGGAAGUGGCUCGACUGGCUCAACCUUUGGAUCAUGCUAACGUUAUACGUCUGAAUUAAGCUAUUCUUACAACCUGCUGGUAAAGGAAACAAAGAGUGACACCAUGGCAACAGAGGGGGAGCCGACAGACUUGAUCAAAGUGCUGCACCUCCUCGUGCUCUCUUUCUCCUGGGGAAUGCAGUUCUGGGUCUCCUUCAUCGCUGGUUUUGCGCUGGUGUGGCAGGUAACUCGGCACACGUUUGGCCUGGUGCAGAGUAAACUCUUCCCCGUGUACUUUUACUGUCUGGUGGGGAGCAGCUUUGUCAGCCUGGCUGUGUUUGCUGGGUAUCACCCCAGAGAGCUGCUGGACUGGCAUGAGAGCCUACAGAUGGUUCUGUACUUUGUGGCGCUGGUCAUGGCAGGUCUGAAUGCCCAGUGGUUUGGCCCGGCAGCCACAGAGAUCAUGUUCCAGAUGUGGGAGGUGGAGAAGGAGCACGGCCUGGGGAACCAGGUUGGUCUGGGCAGCCAGAAAGAGGAGUAUGCCAAGCUCAAAGAGCGGGACCCCAAGUACAGAGCGUUAAAGGGCAAGUUUGGCCGCUACCACGGAGUGUCCACCCUCUGCAACCUGACGGGCUUCAUCUGCACCACAGUUAAUCUGAUCUACACAGCCCUCAAUUUAUCCACCAUUUAGACACAAUAAAAUGCUGCAACGACUAAUCAAUUAUUAAUUGACUAAUAAUUGGAGCUUUCCUAAUCAAUUAAUCUGUCAAUGAUUUUCACGAUUCGGUCCAUAAAAUGUCAGAAAACCUUGUUUUGUCCACAAACGCAAAAUGAUUGUUGUUUUCAUGAAUGUUUUAAUCAUGAAAAAAGCUUCAAACGAUUAAUUGAUUAUCAAAAUAGUUGGCGAUUAAUUUAGUAAUAGAUUAAGAAUCAGUUGAGUAAUUGUUUCAGCUCUACUAUUAAUCGAUUACAAAAUGUAUCAUCAAUUUAAAAAAAAGUCAUUCUUUCUAUUUGGUGGUUUUUAUUAUUAAAUUAUUAAAUUAAGCUCUGAUUUUUCAGCUUCAUAAGAAAUGAUUAAAACUGGAUAAUGUGGACAAAACAAGAAAACAACAACUUGUCGACCCAUAUAAUAAUUUUUCAGAUUAAUAAACUGUGAACAUAACUCUUUAGUUGCAGCCAUUUUGACACGUUUUAGCAGGAAAAGCCAAACUACUAAACCGAGGUAUUGAUUGUUCACACCUGUGACCUGUCAACAUGGCUGCUGCGUUCAUGAACAUUUCCCACUGUCUUUUUCUACACAGUAUUUUAUGUGACAAGGCAAAUAUGAUGGCGGAGGAAACAGGAAGCACGGUGUUGACUUUAGAGUUAAACGAGCCCACAAAUCAGCCUGGAAGUGACAGUUAUGUACUGAUUUAUUUGCCCCAAGUCUUAAUGAGUGAGAAUGUUUCAAUCAAGUGUGUAUGUUUGAGGUAUUUCUACGCUAUUGUAUUCUCAUGUAACGUCAGUGAACCGCGUGUUCCCGUACGGGCAUUUGUUGCCAGCAGGGGGCGAUGUUUGGACACAGGGAAAGUUGAUUAUCUGUUCCCCACAGCUGAGCACUUAAUGCCACACUGUUUAUCACUGGUUAAAUGUGUGGUUCCCUGCUUUUUUAACGGAAAUGAUUGUGCUUCAGAAGUGACACUGUGGUCGUGACAUGCAACAGUGCGGCUGUUUUGUUUUCUUACGCGUGCAACAGCUUUCUCUGCUCUGUUCCGUGAUCUUUGUGCCCUAAAACCAAAGCACUGGUUUUAUCAGAUUGUGCUGGAGGGGGGAAAACACACACACACACACACACACACACACAUACACUGAUGAAUGAACCCAGACACAACAGACAGUGGCUGUAUUUGGAAUAGGCAGGUUUUUAAUUAAAUUACCACUGAUGCACAUCAGAUUUGAGAGAGGAGCGGCCUUGAAUGCAGAGAACAGUGAUUUGCUGGCCAGGAAGAGGAUGAGCGAGGUUCUGUCCCUGUUACUGCUGUGAUUUCAGCACUAAUGGAUUAAAAUUGAGUAAUUUCAAUACAAAAUGCGGGGACUGAACAUAAAGGGAUGAGGUUGUGCUGCUGCACUUCAUGCUUGGCUUUGGUUUUUUUAAUUAUCUGGCUUUCUAGCUCACAGAAAUACAGCACUGCAUUGUGAACAUAUGUCAUGUCUGACAUUUGUCAAGGUGCCCUGUUGUCAGGUAGGAGUACAAGGAAGUUACUGUGACUUUUGGGGAAUGUUAAGUUGUCUUUUGCAGCUGCAGCCUGGAAAUAAACCUCUUUUUAAGCAGA